Corylus avellana is the source of this 2118-nucleotide messenger RNA. The record is from RefSeq and is a predicted model, not a curated record. Lineage: Eukaryota; Viridiplantae; Streptophyta; Magnoliopsida; Fagales; Betulaceae.
AUGACUCAUAGUCUUUGUCAAUGCUGGAGAGGUAAGCGAUCUUUUGUCUAUCAGACCCAACUGGCAGGGCUCCUGCCUUCAGUAGUCGGAUCUCUCCUUGCUCCAACUUGGCGUAUUGAUCCGCGAUUUAGCAUUGAAGAAUAUAUAGAAGACUCACUACCCAGUCUCUUGACAAAGGACCCAGUAGAAGCUUGCCUGAAUUAUUUCAACAUUGAAGAAUUCAACACCGACCAGUACAUUCAAGAGGUCCAUGAAUUGUUAGAAACAGCCGCCAGUGCAGAUUUCCAUCCAUGGAGAGUAGUAAAGGAGCCCCUACCUGUGACAUCAAGCACUCCUCCUGUUCCAUCCCUACUGUCUCCACCGAAGCUUGAGUUGAAGCCCCUGCCAGAAAAGCUCAAAUACGCAUUUCUGGGGUCCAACAACACCCUGCCGGUCAUCAUUGCUUCCGACUUACAAAAAGACCAAGAAGACAGUCUGCUCGCAGUGUUAAAAGAAUAUAAAGAGGCUAUUGGUUGGACCGUGGCAGAUUUGAAAGGCAUUGACCCCUCCAUCUGUAUGCACCGGAUCCAUUUGGAAGAAGAUGCUCGACCCUCCCGUCAGGCACAGCGCCGGUUGAAUCCCAACAUGAAGGAGGUAGUAAUGAAAGAGGUCGUCAAGUUACUUGAUGCAGGCAUCAUCUACCCCAUCUCAGAUAGCAAAUGGGACACCCCUUUUCACUUUGAUGAAGCCUGUCACCAGGCAUUCAAGCAGCUCCGGUCCCUAUUAUCCUCUGCUCCCAUCAUGCAGCCGCCUAACUGGUCAUUGCCCUUUGAGAUCAUGUGUGAUGCAUCUGAUUAUGCUGUGGGUGCAGUUUUGGGACAACGGGUAGGCAAGCUUCCUCAUGUCAUUUAUUAUGCUAAGUUUGACAUUGAGAUUCGGGACAAGAAGGGUACUGAAAAUGUUGUUGCUGACCAUUUGUCACGGAUUUCAUUUGCGACACCCCAGCCGGUUCCAGUUCAUGACUCGUUCCCAGAUGAGCAACUCUUAGAAAUCACCCCGAGAAAUCCACCGUGGUAUGCCGAUAUUGUCAAUUAUCUAGCAACAGGCCGGAUUCCCUCUCAGUGGUCUAAGCAAGAUAAGGACCGCUUCUUCAAGCAAGUCCGAUUCUAUUAUUGGGAAGAUCCAGAGUUGUUCAAGUAUUGUGCUGACCAGAUCAUCCGACGAUGUGUUCCUGAGAGUGAAUUUUCCAGCAUUCUUACCUUUUGUCAUUCUCUAGCUUGUGGGGGACAUUUCAGAGUGGAUUAUGUCUCUAAGUGGGUCGAAGCUAUCGCCACAAAAACCAAUGAUCACAAGGUUGUAGUGAAGUUCCUCCAAGCCAACAUUUUUAGCAGAUUUGGUACCCCUCGGGCUAUCAUCAGUGAUGGAGGUAGACACUUUUGCAACCGGUUUUUCAAGGCCUUGCUUCUCAAGUAUUCUGUCACACAUAAGGUCGCCACUCCUUACCAUCCUCAAACAAGUGGCCAAGUGGAAGUGUCUAACCGGGAGAUUAAGCAUAUUCUGGAGAAAACGGUUAGGCCGGACCGCAAGGAUUGGUCCUUGCGCCUCAAUGAUGCAUUAUGGGCCUACCGCACAGCUUACAAAACCCCCAUUGGAAUGUCUCCCUAUCGGCUGGUUUAUGGCAAGGCGUGUCACCUCCCUGUGGAAUUAGAACACAAGGCUAUGUGGGCCAUCAAGCAGUUCAAUUUCGACAUGCAAGCUGCCGGUCCGCACCGGAAACUUCAGUUGACAGAAUUGGAGGAGCUGCGGCGAGAUGCCUAUGAUAGUGCUUGCCUUUAUAAGGAGCGGACUAAGGCCUUUCAUGACAAGCAUAUCUUGCCCAAGCAAUUUGUUCGGGAUCAGAAAGUAUGGCUCUUCAAUUCCAGACUCCGGCUUUUCCCUGGGAAGCUCCGUUCAAGAUGGGACGGCCCCUUCAUAGUCACCUCAGUGUCACCCCAUGGAGCCGUUGAAUUGCGGGACCCAAAGGAUGGCACUCUAUUCAAGGUCAACGGUCAAAGGUUGAAGCCUUGCAUCCAAAACCUCGAGCCAGGUACAGACGUGGAAUCCGUCGAUUUGACGGAUCCCGUCUAUCUUUGUGAUUAA